CAUAAUAAAGUCAAUGGCUAAAUUGGUGAAGGCACUGACACGAAUUAAAAGUAUUUAAAAUAAAGUAUUUUGUUUUAAAAUAUACGCGGUAGCUUUUGUGGCACAUGCAUACUUUUUUAUUCAAUUUUAUCGUUUUAAAAAGGAAGCAAAUAUUUGACAUGCGACGAAACAAACCAAAUUGUCAUUGGGUUGUGUAUUAACUACAUUAACAUUCGUCUUUCCUCGUGCUUGCGUGCGUUGAAGAUAUUUUUCGCUUUAGCAAUAAGCAGUAAUGCCUUCGAAGAAGAAUACGCCCAAUGGCUUUUUUUUAUAUAUGCAAUCAUUGCGUCCACUAUUAAAGCGGGAAGGAAUUGUAGUGAAGAAUAAUAAACAACUGGCAGACCUUGCUGGACCACGAUGGGCUGCUCUUACAAAAGAAGAAAAGGAGCCAUACAUGAAUGAGGCAAAAAGAGAGAAGGAAUGUCGUCAGUAUAAUUCACGUCCAGAUGCUAUGGACUGCACAGGACAAUACAUAUCACAACGUGUGGAUAAUGUGCAGAUUAAGGAAACAAGAAGAAGAAAUGUAAGAAAGAGGGUAGUUGAGUCCUGGUUAGGAAAAGAUGUCACAGUUGAGAAGUUUUACAUGGUUGACUUUAUGAGCCUAUGUGACCUACCUGGCGAUCGGUUUAUGCCAUGUGAAAUGGGCUUGGUUGAGUAUUCUUUGCAGUAUGGCAUCAUUCGUAGCUUUCAUAAAUUCAUUUAUCCAGGACAAAUUCCUCUUGGAUUCAGAUAUGAAGCAAUGAGGAAAAGUGAGGCUACUCAUAAAAUACCGAUUGAAGGUCUUGCGACAGAUUCAUAUAGCCAAAUUUAUGAAGACUUAUUGGAUUUUCUCAGCUCAGGGCGGCAAAAUGAUGGCCAAUAUCCUCCAUUGUACUGCAAGGCUUCGCAAUCAAAGUUAGUAGAGUUCUCUCUCAUAUGGCUGGCACAUUCUGCAGGAAGCUCGAACAAAUUAAAGCAUGUGUACGAGCUGGAAGGUUUGGUUUGCGAUUUAUUCAUGGAAUCUGGGGAAGCUUUUGAUGGUAAAGUAAUAACACUGCACAAUGCAAUGGAGAUAUUGUCAACGACGGUUUUCGAUUAUAAUUCUGGAACAAGAUGUAAAUGGCACGAGGAAAUUGAUAAUAAAUUCUGUGCAUUGGGAACAGUGCAACGAUAUUGUUUUUGCAUGUCAGAUGUCUUAUGUCGAGCAUUCGACAUUGAAUUGACGUCAAAGCAUGUCCCUGAGAGAUCUGACGGCGAUACAUGCGUCGUCAUCACGCCAUGGAUGUCGACAGGUCGACAUAGUAAAAACGAUGGUCAAACAAUAGAUGGUCAGGAGAGAACUGGUUACCGAAAUGGAUACGUUAACAAGAACAAGAAACAUCUUUAUACUGAACGCGGCCCCACGUACGACCAAGACGUUCUAAAGUCAGCGGAAGUUCGCGAAGUAGCAACUCCUACCAAAAACUUACCAAGCACGCUUUCGACAGGACUUCAUUUUUAUGGUAGAGGACGCGGCCGUGGUCGAGCUGCUCUUUACAAUUCUUUAAGGAAUCCUUUCGUGCUAGGUGGCACGAGUAGUAUUCUAAGUGUCACUGCAGGACCUGGUACUACAGAAGGAGUUCGUACUUCCUCAUCACCAUGGUCAGGUACCUUAGGGGCUGGACGUGGUCAGGAGGUCCGUACACCUCAUACGACCCCGAUAGGUUGGGCUGGAGGGAAAUCAGCUCCGCAUCCAUCGAGUGCUCCCUUUCCACCAACAUCGUGGCAGUUGCCUUCGAGUGCUUCAUCUGCAAUACCCUCUUCACCUGCAGUAAAGUUAGAGCAAGACUUUGAAAGUUUUUCGCUUUUCGAUAAAGAUGAUUACGGCUACUGAAAUCGAAAGUGAAUCCGGUUUUUAAGUUAUUUGAAGUAAGACGGACCAUAAUUAUUCAUGUUUUGUUGUUGUUAAAAGUUUACAAACCUGUCUAAUAGUGCUUAUUUUCCGUUGUUUUUUUGUCUUUUUUCGAGAAUGUGAAGUUAUAAAAUCGUAGUGCCUUAUCUCCUUUUGCUAAUGACGACAUAAUGAUUUUAAAAGUAGACGAAACAUGGCUUAAAAAUUGUCGACUAGCACAGCAUACUGCAGUGUUUUUGUGUUUUUGUGAUUUUAUUUCUGUUUUUACUUUUACCUUAGGGGUCUCGAUUGAAUGAUUAACUUGUAUAUAACAGCUAUACUUGUAAUAAAUAUGUAACUUUUUGGA
Messenger RNA from Xenia sp. Carnegie-2017, 2255 nucleotides. Its product is annotated as protein maelstrom homolog. The coding region runs from base 272 to 1891 and encodes 539 amino acids. Lineage: Eukaryota; Metazoa; Cnidaria; Anthozoa; Malacalcyonacea; Xeniidae. Gene Ontology annotation, cellular component: P granule; nucleus. Gene Ontology annotation, biological process: regulation of miRNA-mediated gene silencing; piRNA processing; spermatogenesis. Gene Ontology annotation, molecular function: sequence-specific DNA binding. The transcript has 11 exons. The record is from RefSeq and is a predicted model, not a curated record.